UAGACUUCGGAUGUUUUUGAAUGGUAUAUGCAAGAAAAAAGAAGAGUCUAAUUGUCUUCGCAAGAAAAUGACUGAAGAACGAUAUGCCGACUACAUCAUCCAAGAGACUAUCAAGAGAACACUUAUACUGCCUUGUAUGAAAGUCAAACUUGCAGUUGCAAAGAAGCAAAUACCAAAUGACGAGAUUUUGAAUGCUGAUGCCAAGGAUCAAAUAAAAGAAUUCUUUUCAAUGUACUCUACCGAGUAUAAUUUUCAAAAAGCUUCCAUAUAUUAUGACUACAAGAACAAGAAGGAAAGAAAGUUAACUAUCUGGAGCAAGGUUAUUAAUUUAGAAAAGAAGGGCAUGAAGAACCAAGGUAUAGGGAAGACUCUACAGUUUGAAGGCACCAUUGAAACAGAUGAGAUUUGCGCCUCCAUUAUUAAGCAAAACUUUGACACAUCUCGGAAAAGGCCAGGAACAGACAACAGUAGAUCACAGAAACCAAAAAAGACAACAAUCGGGGAUAACAAUAAUGUUAAACAUAUCAAAAUAUUAACUCGAACCGAACCUCUUUCAACAAACGGAAGAUGCGUUUUGAUAGACCCGAACCAUCGGGAUUUACUUUAUUGUAUGAAAGAAACAAGCUCGGCGGAAAAUAAGCAAAUAUUAAGAUUCACAAGCAUUUGUAGAUCAAAGCAUUCACGACGUUUCAGAAUACUAAGGAAGAAGGCAAAGCCUGAAGAAGUCCGUUUAGCUGAGGAGAUGCUAAGUAAAACAAGAUCAUCAGCAAUGAAUGCCAACAUAUUCCUUGAGCAUAGUAAAGCAAGCUCAGCCUUUGAGGAUGUCUUAAGCAAUUACGAUAGUCAUGAAACAAAAGGACCAAAAGGAAUAUAUUAUCCAGAUCUAAGAAAUGAUUUCGAAUUCAAGAAAUGCAACUUGUACUGGGGAAAUUUGUUUGGUGCAAGAUUUCCUGCAAUUUUCUCUAAAAGCAUUGCCAUACAAGACAACAAUACCAAGCUACAAACAUAUGCUAUCAAUAUUCAAAUCAUGUUAGAUCAACGGCACAUCGAAUGA
Rhizopus microsporus ATCC 52813 is the source of this 1054-nucleotide messenger RNA. RefSeq lists its product as uncharacterized. The coding region runs from base 11 to 1054 and encodes 347 amino acids. The record is from RefSeq and is a predicted model, not a curated record. Lineage: Eukaryota; Fungi; Mucoromycota; Mucoromycetes; Mucorales; Rhizopodaceae. The transcript is spliced from 2 exons.